This is a messenger RNA of Panicum virgatum (switchgrass), 567 nucleotides long. RefSeq names its product WW domain-binding protein 11-like. Lineage: Eukaryota; Viridiplantae; Streptophyta; Magnoliopsida; Poales; Poaceae. The coding region runs from base 1 to 567 and encodes 188 amino acids. The transcript has 2 exons. The record is from RefSeq and is a predicted model, not a curated record.
AUGGACAUGGACGUGAGUGAAUUCAGGGAGCGCCAAGCCGCCAACACACUGUUCUCCAAAUAUGCAGAAUUCACUAGCUCAGUGCAAACAGAAGGAUUUAUGAACAAAGCUCCGUCUGCCAUUCCAGCAAUCAGGCCACCAAUCACUCCAUCUCAAGGAGUCGGCUUGUUACGAGCAUACAGGGAGGAGAUGCGCCGCACUCGCAGGGGCCCGCCGCUGCCGCCGCCCGACCGCGUGCCGGCCUCUGCCCCGCCGCGCACUACCAUUGCGCCGGCCAUCGAGCCCCGUGCGCUCCACCACCGGAAGCCGCGCCGCGCUGCCGGGAGGAGGAAGGCGCCUCCGCAGCGGACGCCGCAGUUCCCUGCUCCUCCUCCUCGCCCUCCCUCCUGCGCCUCCGCCACCGGCCUGCCUCGCCUCACUGCUCCGCGCGCGACACCACCGGCCCGCCCCGCCUCGCAGCUCCGCGUGUGCAGGGAACCGCCCGCCGGCGCGAGGAGGGCCGCCAGCGGGGAGGAGGGUGCCUGGGAAUCCGCCGAUGGCCGUGGGCAAGCUGCGCCGCCCGGCUGA